This is a messenger RNA of Cynara cardunculus var. scolymus (artichoke), 960 nucleotides long. RefSeq names its product probable xyloglucan endotransglucosylase/hydrolase protein 28. Gene Ontology annotation, molecular function: hydrolase activity, hydrolyzing O-glycosyl compounds; xyloglucan:xyloglucosyl transferase activity. The coding region runs from base 1 to 960 and encodes 319 amino acids. Gene Ontology annotation, biological process: xyloglucan metabolic process; cell wall biogenesis. NCBI's taxonomy places the organism in Eukaryota, Viridiplantae, Streptophyta, Magnoliopsida, Asterales, Asteraceae. Gene Ontology annotation, cellular component: cell wall; apoplast. The transcript has a single exon. The record is from RefSeq and is a predicted model, not a curated record.
AUGUCGUCAUCUUCUUCUCUACGACUUGUGAUUCUUCUUUUCACCAUCACCGUCUUUAAACCUACUGUCUCCCUCAAUCCGAGCUUCGUCUCUUUCAGUGAAACCUUCUCCCUACUAUAUGGAUACCAAAAUAUCGUACCUUCCAAUGAUGAUAAAUCUGUUCAGAUCUCCAUGACCAAGUCGUCUCCUGGGUCGGGUUUCGUUUCACGAUCCACGUACCACCAUGGCUUCUUCACGGCCUCCAUCAAGCUACCAAACAACACCUACUCCGCCGGUGUCGUCGCAACUUUCUAUGCUCAGAAUAACGCUUUCAAUCGAGACGACGAGAUUGAUUUCGAGUUCCUCGGCCACAUCAGAGGCGAAGGGUGGGUUCUUCAGACCAAUCUUUAUGGAAAUGGAAGUGUCCACAGAGGAAGAGAAGAAAAAUUCACAUUACCCUUUGACCCUUCUCAAGAUUUUCACGAUUACAGUAUUCUUUGGAAUACGGGUCGGGUCGUCUUUUAUGUAGAUGGAUUGCCUAUCAGAGAGGUCCAAAAAGUGGAAGCAAUGGGUGGUGAUUUCCCAUCUAAGCCAUUGUUUUUGUAUGGCACCAUUUGGAAUGGAUCCGACUGGGCUACCCAUAACGGCCGGUACAAAGUCGAUUUCAGCCACGGCCCGUUUGUUACGGGUUACGCCGGUUUCAUAUUAAACGGGUGUCCGAUGACCCAGUCACCGGCAUCAGACUGCCAAGUUCCACUUCCUGAUGGUCUUUCUUCAGCUGAAAGAAGCAAAAUGCAGGCGUUCAGGAGCAAGUAUAUGACGUAUUCAUAUUGCCAUGAUACGGGUCGGUACAAGACUUCCUUACCCGAGUGUGAGGCUGGAGCUCCAGUUAUGCAACCCGCUAAGACACCGGUAGUACUAUCGCCGGUUGAACCACCGGUAUCCGGAGAAAGUCAUAGGUUCGGGUAUAUACAGUAUUAG